AAUUGCACUUUUUCGCCAUUUCCUGGAGAGAAUAUGCGUGAAACAUCUGGUAGGAAUGUGGUUGGUCUACUGUUUCAGAUUUUAUGACAUCGAACUGGCACAUAGUGAGGGAAUUGCAGUUUUAAAAAAUAUAUUAUUAAUGUACUUCUUGCAUAGAAUGAUUUCCUAAAAAUUCAGUAAAAUAGGCUUGUUCUGUCAAGUAUAUUGCUUUGCUUUUGAAUUGCAUAGUUUUUUUAGGCUUGGAAGCAAGACUGAUGGGAGUGCAGGUCAAGACUACCAGUGCCCUAAAUAUUCUCUUUAACAGCAAAGCUAUUGAGAAUUAUAUACUGUAAUCAUAUGAGGCAUGAGGUCUGCAGCACUCUUAAGAUUAACACAUUAUAUAUUUUAAGCUUUCGUAAUUAUAGACUCCUUUAUCAGAUGUGUUUAAUGAAAUUUGAGAGAGUUCAGAAUUGCUAUAGUACAGGGCUUCUUAAACUUUUCCACUUGCAACUCUUUUUGACUGGAGAAAUGUCUACAUGAACCUAGGUAUAUAGGUAUAUAAAAUAGGUAGAAAAAUCAAACAUUUAUUGAUAAGAAAUCAGCAUUUGCAAGGCUUGCUAAACAGGUUGAUUUUCCUUUUUAUAAAAUACUAGCUGUACUCGGUCAUGUGUUGUUGUGGCCCAGUCUGGUUCAAUGUGAAGGAAAGGAUAGAGAAUCAUGUUAUUUUCCUGCUGGGAGAGGCCAUAGCCCCCUCCCAGGGAGUGACCCCAGUGCCUCCUCCUCCCUAGUAUUGAAAAUCUGGCUACCAGUAUUAAAAAAACUCUGAAAUCAAGACAGUAACUGAAGAACACCACUCAGAAAACAGAGGAAUUCCAGACAUAAAACAAUCAGGGCCAGCUAAUUUCUCCCAACAAAGGAUUCCACCAGGCAGGAAGAAGCCAGGCUUGGAAGCGGCAAGGCUAUUCAGUGCUAAUCAAGAUGGCCAAUUACAACAUUCACACUUGACUCAAGCAGGAAAGAGUUUUUUUCUCUCACCCUAGAACUUCCACAGAUAUAUUUAUAUAAUUAUUUUGUUUAAUUAUACUAUAAUACUGUUAUAUUAUAUUAUAAUAUAAAAACAUAAUUAGUGGUAUCUCUCGCUCACCUUUCUGGGGCCCAUAAUAAGGAUUUUCACUCUCACUAUCUGUUAUGGUUGAGCCUUCUGGCUCCGGUACUAGGAGACGGGGUCGUAAGACUCCUCGAGAGUCAGACUCUUUUGAGGAGCAUGAAAGGAAACGGCUCCGGGACUUAUUUGCAGAACCAACAGAUGAAGACUCAUUUGAGGGUUUUACCGAGGGAAUGGAGGAAGAGAUGGUUAGCUCAGAGGAGGAUGACAUGGAGUGGACUCGUGUGAGGGAAGAUUUGGGUGUCACCGGCAAUGAUAGCAUGGGAGGCGAUUGGCGGGUUGCAGGAUCAGACCCAUGGACGGGCUGGAGGGAUGGAGCGGGAUCCACAGCUGGGGAUGCUGUGGGGCGUAGUCAAAGGUGUUUUAGCUCUGAUGAGGAUGAUGAUGAUGAGGCACCUGGAAUUAGGAUAGCAGCUGACAGCGAUGAGGAGUUAUGAACUGGAUAAAAUGGGGUUUAGGAUCAAUGGCUAAUUGCGUUGGGCAAGGUAAUCUGGACGAACGCUUGGGCUCUUGUUGGGGAACUUCCUGAAGACGGGUGUGAUUCGUUGCUGGAUACCUUGGACCUCCGUCGUCUUUUUGACGGACAUUAAUUACCUACUCUGGAUUGACGCUGGACUGACUGACUGACUAUGACCUUGGACUAUCCCUUCUGUGGCUAUCGGUGGAACUUGUGGAACUUUAGACGUCUGCACUUGGCUUUCGACCUUGGACCGGAUUGGGACCCUGCUGACCGCUGUUACCCUGAUUGAUGUGCCUGGACCCGGAUUUCGCUCGUUGCACGGAGGAGUAAACAGCCUGAGUUACUCAUCUGUAGCUUUUGAGUAGCAGAGAGGAAUCUGCUGCCCGUUUUUGUGUUCAUUUUGACCUCUGUUUACCAACUUUUGUUUGUUUAAAUUGUCAGGCUGAAGUAAGCACUUUUGCUUUAAUCCGGAUUAAACUCCUGUUUAAUCCGGUUUAUCCUUUCGAACCGUUUUAAUUCAAACGGAGCUGUUUCUGUUACUUUUCACACUGAAGACAAGUGUUUGCCUAGUCCUUUGCUUCCUACGGGAAUUUUUAAGUUCUGUAACUUUAAUAAACUGUGUUGUACUCUAUUUGGUGGCGUUCUGUCUUUGACACUAACCUCUUUUCUGUGGCUAGGCCACAGAACCUCGGCUUCGCGUAACUUGCCAAGCCGAACUGAGUGGCGAGGAGGUGGGCCUAGCUAUCCCUUGCAGCUUCAUUCACGCCAGUUGCUAAAGGGAGGAGACUGCUUGGCUGUUGCUAGUGCCAUUACUAAGGGGGGGAGCCAUCUGCUACAGCAGUUGCUAAGGGAGGAGGGGACUGCUUGGCCAUUGCUAAGUGAGGAGGAGACUGAUUGGCCAUUGCUAAGGGGUAUGGUUUUACCUGUCUCAGGUGUGACAGGUUUGUGAUAGUAGGUAUGUGAAUUGCUUAAUACACUCGUCAGUUCAAAUGCUAUAUUGUGUCCAAAUUUCAUAGCAAUCAGUGAAAUAGUUUAGGAGAUAAGAUGUCAUCACAAACAGAUAUUACAUUUUUUAUUUAUAUAGAUAGCUGAAACAUCUUCAGCAGAGGUCAGUGUAAACACUGCACAGCAAAUUAGUGUACAUGUCUAAAACUACACUAGGUGAUGUUCAGAAAUUUUUUAUUGCUGCCAUAUUUUUCAGAACUCCAACAUUAAGCUAAGGAGAUCACAUUUGUAGACUUCAAGGUUUCAUAGGAAUCUAUGAGCUACCCCACAAUGGCAACUGCUGAAAAAACCAGAUUUAGAUCGUUUGGUUCCCUCCAGCUACCGCCCAGUUUCGAAUCUUUCAUUUCUGGGCAAGGUGAUUGAGAGGGCAGUAGCGGUGCAGCUGCAGCAGUUCCUAGACGACACAGCCGGACUGGAUCCUUUCCAGUCUGGCUUCCGUGCGGGGCAUGGGACAGAGACUGUAUUGGUUUCCAUCACAGAUCAUCUCCGAUGCCAGCUUGACCGGGGCGGGUCGGUGUUGCUUGUGUUAUUGGAUCUCACAGCAGCAUUUGACACAGUCGAUCACAAUCUUCUGACCCACCGCCUUGCCGUUGCUGGAGUUAGGGGGACAGCUUUAAAUUGGCUGGCCUCCUUUCUUCACAACCGUGGACAGCGAGUGGAGAGGGGGGGCCUGGUCUCUGAGAGGUCCCCUCUACAUUGUGGGGUUCCUCAGGGGGCCAUUCUCUCCCCUCUGUUGUUUAACAUCUAUAUGCAACCACUUGCUCAGCUGGUCCGAGAUUUCGGGCUCGAGUGUUAUCAAUAUGCUGACGACACUCAGCUUGUGUUAAAGAUGGAAGGCCAACCGGAGUCUGUACCCGACAGUUUUCACCAGUGCCUCGAGGCCAUUAUUGGAUGGUUGCGUUCCAGUAGUUUGAGGGUGAAUCCAGCAAAGACGGAGUUCCUAUGGCUGGGCCGACCGGGCAGUGGGGAUAUCCAGUUGCCAACCCUGGAUGGUGAAGUGCUACGCCCGUCUUCACUAGUAAAGAGUCUGGGAGUCCUCUUGAACCCUUCAUUGACGAUGCAGGCCCAGGUCUCCGCUGUUACCAAAACUGCCUUUUUUCAUCUUCGGCAGGCUAGACGGCUAGCCCCCUAUCUAUCUAGGGACAACCUGGCUACAGUGAUCCAGGCUACAGUCAUCUCGAGACUGGAUUACUGUAAUGCCCUUUACAUUGGCCUUCCUGUGUCGGUGAUCCGGAAGCUCAAAUUGGUGCAAAAUGCAGCUGCCCGGCUCCUUGCGGGAGUCCCCAUAAGAUGCCACAUAACACCAAUCUUACGGCAGCUGCACUGGUUACCAAUUGAGCACCGGAUCACUUUCAAAGUGAUGGUGCUUACCUUCAAGGCCUUACAUGGUCCAGGGCCGAUGUACCUGAGGGACCGCCUCACCCCUUACAAACCCCAGAGAUCCCUCCGUUCUGAGGACCAAGACCUGCUGGAAGUCCCCAGUUUUAAGACCUUGCGUCUAACUGCAACUAGACGCAGAGCCUUUUCAGUAGUGGCGCCAUCUCUGUGGAACACCUUGCCACCUGAAGUUCGUGCCUUGCGGGACUUGUUGGCCUUCCGCAGGGCAUGUAAGACACACCUGUUUCGGCAGGCUUUUGAGUUCUGUUGCUGAUGUUUUAAAAGGUGCUUUUAGGAUGUUUUAAAGAUUUUUUUUAAAUGAUGUUUUUAAAAUGUUUUUUAAAUUGUUGAUUUUAGCCGGUUCUUGUAAGCCGCUCUGAGCCCUAGGGGAGUGGCGGCAUAUAAGUUUGAAAAAUAAAUAAAUAAAUAAAUAAAUAAACUUAUGUUUGCAUGAUGUGCCUCCUUGAUGCUUCUUCAUGCUUCCUCAUUCACAGGCAGUUCUGAUUUUUAUGAAACUCAAUAAAAGUUGAUACAUUUUGGUUCAUUUCUGCUUGUCUUACUUGUAACAUGUUUUGUGAUGUUAGAUGCUUUCUCCAUGUUGCAUUACAGAAGUGUUGCAAUCCUAGCAUUGUCUGUCCCCUCCCCCCAAAUAUUUUUAAGCAUUCAAUUGUAAUCCCCCCCCCCACCACUCAUCCUCAUUUUUAAACUUUGGUUUUAGAUAUGGUUUAUUAUAAUGUUUUAUAUUGCAUUUUAUCUUUUUAAAUCUCUCAAGAAGUUUAUGACUAUUUCACUCGUAAACUUUAAAUUUUUACAUCUGUGUUUUUGUUUGGUUUCCCCUAUGCUUUAAUUCCCACAGGGUUUGUCAAAGAAACAUUUAGCAAUACUGCUAGAAUUCUAAGGAUUUUUUAAAAGCACACCUCUCUACAAGGGAAGCUGACCUGUUUCUCUAGAGAUGUAUCGGAUGAGGGAGAAAACAAAGUGAAGAUAAACAGCAAGUUGUAAAGGCAUUAAAAGUUAAUACAGUAGAGUCUCACUUAUCCAAGCUAAACGGGCCGGCAGAAGCUUGGAUAAGUGAAUAUCUUGGAUAAUAAGGAGGGAUUAAGGAAAAGCCUAUUAAACAUCAAAUUAGGUUAUGAUUUUACAAAUUCAGCACCAAAACAUCAUGUUAUACAACAAAUUUGACAGAAAAGGUAGUUCAAUAUGCAGUAAUGUUAUGUAGUAAUUACUGUAUUUACGAAUUUAGCACCAAAAUAUCACGAUAUAUUGAAAACAUCGACUAAAAAAAUGAAUUGGAUAAUCCAGAACAUUAGAUAAGCGAGUGUUGGAUAAGUGAGACUCUACUGUACUAAAGAAUAACACCUUUUCUGUGUGUGCCUUCAAGUUACCUGAUGACUUAUGGUGGUCCCAUGAAUUUCAUACAGUUUUCUUAGACAAGGCAUAUUCAAGGAUGGUUUUUCCUGUUCCUUCCUCUGAAGUAUAGAUUACAGCACCUAGUAUCCAUGGGUGGUCCUCCAUCCAGGUACUGACCAGGUUUGACUCUUCUAAGCUCAAUGAUAUGGGAUCAUAGUCUUGCAGUGUCAAGCAGUGUCAUCUUGAAGUGCUCUGGUCACUUUUCCUAGACAUUUGAAACUUCUUGCAAUUAACUUCUGAUAUUGUUUGCCUUAUGUACAAGGCACUUUCUUUUCCUAUGAUUUUUAUCAAAAAGAACUACCGAACAGAAAGAUAACGUUAGUUGUUGAGCUAAACUACUGUGCUAUUACUCCAAAGUGCCAGUCUUUCACCCAAACUGCUGUGUGCUGUCUACACACGUGCCAGAAUGGGAAAUUCAUUUGAGAUAAGAGUGCUUCGAGUUAAGAGUCCAGUCACUGAAUGAAUUAAACUCUUAAGUCAAGGUAUCACUUAUUUAUAUCCUACUUUUGCACUGAAGGAAAGUCAAAAUGGUAGUCAGUGUGUUUAGUUCUUUGAAAUUACUCCUGUAGGGCCCCUCUACAUUGCUAUACAACACAAUUUGAAACUGCAGUAUAUGUCUGUGUAGAUGUGACCAAGGGCACAAAGAACUUUAUCCAGUAGAAACUGGUCUGGAAGGAUUAAGUUGCUACAAGAGUGUGUCCUCAUAGCAUGCCAUGCUUUAAGGAAGGAAGAUUGUGUAUACUCAUUAUGCGGUGAGUCAGCUGGUUGGUAUUUCAUCACCAGAAACCUCCUUGCUGUUUUGCAAAUUGUUAUCAGUGGAUUUGUUUUAUCUUUCUUGUAAUCUGCUCUUAGCAUCUUCUGUUAAGUAUGUCCUUCUUGGCGUGUGAAAGGAUCAGUGAAGAUCUUAAAACGUUUACCCCUGUGGACAAAAAUAAGAAGUCACGGGAGAGGAAAUUAGUAUUAGGUGUUGUUUAUUGCAAGGCCCUUAUUGGAAAGCCUUCUCUUGAAAUGGGUGUGUGAUAACUACUCAGUAAUGAGAAAAAGCAGAAUUCAUAAUGCCCAGCCACCUGCUGUUGCUUCAAGUGCUUGGAGUGAGCUUUGCCACUAAAAACAAAUGCAGAUGCAGAGCUAGAAAGCUGUGGUUCAGAUAAAGAUAGUUAUUGUGUAGCAGACGAGGAGCUGAAAAGACCAUUGCUGCUUUUCUCUGAACAAAGGAAGCAAGAAAAUUCUCUCUGGUCAGAUGAGACUUGUGGAAGGGAACAAAACAACACUACUCUUAUUUAAGCGUGUUGCUGUGGGAUAUUUAAAAUAUGUUUCAAGGAUUUGAGAAUAAUUUUUAGAAUUGUUUGGAAGUUCCCGUCUAUGUAUUGCCGUCUAUGAUUCUAUGAUUCAUCAUACUAAUUCAGAGUGCAUCUACACUGUAUAAGUAAUGUAGUUUACACCAUUUUACCUGACAUGGCUCAAUGCUAUGGAAUCUCAAUUUUUUUACAAGCACCAAAGAGGUGCUUAACCAAACUACAAAUCCCAGGAUUCCAUACCAUUGAGCCAUGGAAUCAUAGAACCAUAGAGUUGGGAGAGACCUCAUGGGCCAUCCAGUCCAACCCCCUGCCAAGAAGCAGGAAAAUUGAAUUCAAAGCAAAUCUGACAGAUGGCCAUCCAGCCUCUGUUUAAAAGCCUCCAAAGAAAGAGCCUCCACCACACUCCAGGGCAGAGAGUUCCACUGCUGAACAGCUCUCACAGUGAGGAAGUUCUUCCUAAUGUUCAGGUGGACUCUCCUUUCCUGUAGUUUGAAGCCGUUGCUCCGCAUCUUAGUCUCCAAGGCAGCAGAAAACAAAUUUGCUUCUUCCUCCCUAUGACUUCCCCUCACAUAUUUAUAAAUGGCUAUCAUGUCUCCUCUCAGCCUUCUCUUCUGCAGACUAAAUAUGUCCGGCUCUUUAAGCCGCUUGUUCUCCAGACCUUUGAUCAUUUUAGUCACCCUCCUCUGGACACAUUCCAGCU
Molecule: messenger RNA, 7394 nt
Organism: Anolis carolinensis (green anole)
Lineage: Eukaryota; Metazoa; Chordata; Lepidosauria; Squamata; Anolidae
Exons: 2
Coding region: 3358-4260 (300 amino acids)
Source: RefSeq, a predicted model, not a curated record